This is a messenger RNA of Vicugna pacos (alpaca), 1328 nucleotides long. It is a transcript of the gene NDUFAF1, whose product is annotated as NADH:ubiquinone oxidoreductase complex assembly factor 1. The record is from RefSeq and is a predicted model, not a curated record. NCBI's taxonomy places the organism in Eukaryota, Metazoa, Chordata, Mammalia, Artiodactyla, Camelidae. Gene Ontology annotation, biological process: mitochondrial respiratory chain complex I assembly; mitochondrial electron transport, NADH to ubiquinone. Gene Ontology annotation, cellular component: mitochondrion.
GAAGUCGCUCUGGGGUGGUGUCAGGGGAGGCAAAUGAGUACCAGCCGGUGGUUGGAGCGUCUGGGGUUUGUGAGGGCGUUAUAGCCCUAGCAGGUGAGGGGUUAGAGGGUGCCACGCUGCGGCAGGGUUCGGGCUGCUCCCUGACUCGGAUCCGGAGCUAAACACUGGGGCUCUAGGGUUGAAUUGGGCUGUUUGCUGAAGGUUCUUUCUCUGGCAGCCUAAAAAGAAAUUUACAUUUUGACUUUUUAUUACCAUGGCUUUGGUUCACAAAUUGCUGAAUAUCACUUGUAUUCUCAGGAAAUGCCCGAGGCCAAGUGUUACCUCGUGUCCAGUUUUGGAUACUCGCUUUGCAGCCUAUUGUUCCAGUAGUCUUCAGAAACCAGUGGCUGCUUCUGGCAAAGCCUCUUCCCAGAGGAAGCCUGAAGGGAAUUUGCAAGGACAUCACCAGAAAGAAGAUGCUUUGGAUAUAACUUCUCCUGAGGACAAGCCUGAAGUUAAUUUUGAUAAAGCAAUUAAAGAGGAAAUAAAUGACCAUUUUAGAUAUUUGAAGGAUGAGAUUGUGAAUUAUUGGUUAGGGCCUGAAGGCCGCCCCCUGCAUGAAGUCUUGCUGGAACAAGCCAAGGUUGUGUGGCAGUUCCGUGGCAAAGAAGAUUUAGAUAAGUGGACGGUGACUUCUGAUAAGACGAUUGGUGGCAGAAGUGAAGUGUUCCUGAAAAUGGGCAAGAAUAACCAAAGUGCACUGCUGUAUGGCACUCUGAGCUCUGAAGCACCUCAGGAUGGGGAGAGUGGCCGAAGUGGGUACUGUGCAAUGAUAUCCAAGAUUCCAAGGGGCCCUUUUGAGAGAAAGAAGUCUUAUGAUUGGUCCCAGUUCAACACUCUGUACCUCCGUGUCCGUGGAGAUGGACGGCCUUGGAUGGUGAAUAUCAGAGAGGACACCGAUAUAAUCCAGAGGAAGAGUCAGAUGUACAGUUACUUCAUGUUCACCCGUGGGGGGCCCUAUUGGCAGGAGGUCAAGAUUCCUUUCUCCAAAUUUUUCUUCUCUAAUCAAGGAAGAAUUCGGGAUGCCCAGUACCAGCUUCUUCUUGACAAGAUCUCUUCUAUUGGAUUCACCUUGGCUGACAAAGUGGAUGGUCCAUUCUUCCUAGAAAUAGAUUUUAUUGGAGUGUUUACUGAUCCAACCCACACAGAAGAAUUUGCCUAUGAAAAUUCUCCAGAGUUGAAUCCAAGACUUUUUAAAUAGAGAUCAUGUGGAAUUUCUGUAUUACUAAAUUAAGGGAAGUAAAAUCCAUGACAACACAAAAAUAAUGUGUUUCUUUAAUGGCAUCCAA